Molecule: messenger RNA, 1353 nt
Organism: Bipolaris oryzae ATCC 44560
Lineage: Eukaryota; Fungi; Ascomycota; Dothideomycetes; Pleosporales; Pleosporaceae
Exons: 2
Coding region: 1-1353 (450 amino acids)
Biological process (GO): nucleoside transmembrane transport
Cellular component (GO): fungal-type vacuole membrane; plasma membrane
Molecular function (GO): nucleobase transmembrane transporter activity; nicotinamide riboside transmembrane transporter activity
Source: RefSeq, a predicted model, not a curated record
AUGGAGCGCUUACGCCAGAUGUUUGGGCGCGAAGAACCGGAGGCGUCGUAUGAACCGCUACAAGGUGGCUCUGAGCGGCCUGAUGGCGAGCAUAUCGAUGCUGAGGAGCAGGCCUUCUCAUGGACCGAUUAUGCCGUCUUCACCCUGCUGGGAGUCGCCAUGCUCUGGGCCUGGAACAUGUUUCUAGCAGCAGCACCCUACUUCCAGCGUCGCUUCGAGUCCAACGACAACCUCCUCCGCAACUUCCAGUCCGGCAUCCUCUCCGUCUCCACCGUAGGCAACCUAGGCUCCAUGAUUGUCCUGACCAAGCUACAAGCCCGUGCCAACUACCCUCGUCGUAUCAUCGCCUCGCUUGCUCUCAAUGCCAUCGUCUUCACACUGCUUGCCAUAUCUACAAAACUGUUCCUCAACGUAUCCGUCGGCGUCUACUUUGCCUUCCUAAUGGUCAUGGUCAUGAUCGCCAGCCUGGCCACAGGUCUGUGCCAAAACGGUGUCUUCGCCUACGUAUCUGGAUUCGGGCGGGAAGAAUACACCCAAGGCAUAAUGUCCGGCCAAGGUGUCGCCGGUGUCCUCCCAGCCAUCACCCAGAUCAUCUCCGUGCUCUCCGUCCCAAAGAAGCACCAUGUUGACGGUGCGCCGCAAGAGUCCAGCACCUCUGCUUUUGUCUACUUCCUAACUGCCACCGCCGUCUCCCUCGCAACCCUCUUUGCCUUCUUCUACCUGCUCUCCAGAGACAGCUCCAAGCAGCGCCUGCUGCGCACAUCCUACAACGAAAGCCCCGAAUACGACGACACGGAUCGUUCCGAGCGCAAGAGCGUGCCCUUGACAAGGCUCCUCAGAAAGCUCUUCUGGCUUGCCGGCGCGAUCUUCACUACCUUUGCAGUAACAAUGUUCUUCCCCGUCUUCACACCCCAGGUCCUCAGUGUACGCGAUCCAGCUACCGCACCUCGCCUCUUCCAACCCGCAGCUUUUAUCCCCCUAGGCUUCUUCUUCUGGAACAUUGGUGAUCUCAUCGGUCGUGUCGGACCGGCCUUACCCGCCUUGCGUCUUACACAUCGCCCACAGUUACUAUUCUUCCUGUCCAUUGCAAGAAUCCUCUUCAUUCCCUUGUAUCUCCUCUGCAAUAUUGGCGGUAAAGGCGCGGCUAUCCCCUCUGAUUUCUUCUAUCUGUUCAUUGUGCAGCUGUUGUUUGGCAUGACAAACGGUUUUCUGGGAAGUAACUGCAUGAUGGGCUUUGCCGAGUGGGUUGAGCCCGAUGAGCUAGAGGCUGCGGGAGGUUUCAUGUCGCUAAGUCUUGUGAGCGGAUUGACGACAGGAAGUUUUCUUAGUUUUUUUGCUGCGCAAUCUUCGUGA